CUUAACCUGUCUACUUAAAUACAAAAUAGAAAAUAUUGCAGUAAAGCAUGGUACAGAUAAAGAAAUAUUUGGAUUUUCACAUGUUUGUUCGGAUAGUUACAACAAGUACUGCUUUGAUAAUGAUUCUUUAGAUAAACUCAAUAGUACAUGUGAGAGAAAGUCAGUACGUAGAAAAUGUAAUAUUAGGGAAGGUAACUCAUACACACCAUGUAAUGGUAGAAAAUGUUAUAUUUUUAAUUAUGGCCUAGCAUACAAACCGUGUAAUGAAACUGAGCCACUAGCACGCCUCAUCACGUAUGACUGUGUCCCCUUGCCUAGUACAAAGUGGACACAAACUGUGGACUUUUACGGCUUUCAAGCAGUUGGAAAAAUGCAUAUAUUUUUUCAGUGGCUCGGUCAUCCGUGGCGGAGAGGAUAUACUUGGGGAAUCGCAACAGCUCAUGGUGACCCAAUAGAAGAAGUAACAAGACAAAUUGCAUGCGAUAAACUCUCAUUAAGCCUUGGUUUACAGAGAAAUGAGAUAUCUGUUUUUGCUAACCCUGAGCAUUGGGAUUUGAAAUGCAGUCCAAUAGCAAAACAUGUACAUGAUUGUAAAAUAAGAGAUAAGAAGGGAGGAAAUUACUGGUCAGAUAUUAAACAUCAAAGAAUACAAUGUAAUAAAAGCAAUUCUGCUGUUGAUGACAGGUUUGGGCCUUGUCGUCGCAUUCAUCCCGAUCGCAACAAAGAACACACUGUGUGUGGUUAUGGUCAAAAGGACCCUGACCCGCCCGUGGAUUUAUGCUGUCGCUGUUGGAUGUUUUUUGAAGAUCCAUUCUCAUAUGAAAUUAUGCCUUUGGGAUCUAUGUCAAAGGCUGCAAGAACUGCAUGUGGAUUCAAGG
This is a messenger RNA of Owenia fusiformis, 878 nucleotides long. The record is from the annotation of a GenBank genome assembly. Lineage: Eukaryota; Metazoa; Annelida; Polychaeta; Sabellida; Oweniidae.